CGCAGAAUCGAGGAGUAUUACUUUUGUCGUUGGCAUCGUGAGAGAACGUGGAUUAAUUACAAUCAGAUGAAUGUAAACAGUGAAUAUUAAAAUUACACUGAACUUACAAAAUAAACGUGUAUUUAGUGAAUACAAAGUGACUAUUUAUGACGUUAGUGUAGGUAAAAGUAUACCUAAACUUUGAGAAUAUUGGGAAAAGUGUAGUGCUCAGGGAAUCUGAGAAUUAGCUAGUCUAUAAAUCUUUAAAAUAUGAUUGCUGAAACUCACUUAAGUUCAAUUCAUAUGAACAAUCUUAGCCAAAAUAAUAAAGGGGAUUUAGAAAAAAUGGAUGACUUAGGUUGGAAAUCCAAACUUAAAAUACCCCCAAAGGACAGGAGAAUUAAAACAAGUGAUGUUACUGACACGAGAGGAAAUGAAUUUGAAGAGUUUUGUUUAAAACGUGAACUUUUAAUGGGUAUCUUCGAGAAGGGAUGGGAAAAGCCAUCUCCUAUACAAGAAGCUUCUAUUCCCAUUGCUUUAUCUGGUAAAGACAUAUUAGCUCGAGCAAAGAAUGGUACGGGUAAAACUGGUGCUUACUGCAUUCCCGUGUUGGAGCAAGUUGAUCCUAAAAAAGAUUGUAUACAAGCUCUAGUAAUUGUACCGACUAGAGAAUUAGCAUUACAGACUUCACAGAUAUGUAUAGAACUCGCUAAACAUAUGGAAAUACGUGUCAUGGUGACUACUGGAGGAACAAAUCUUAGGGAUGAUAUCAUGAGAAUUUACCAGAAAGUUCAAGUUAUAAUCGCUACUCCUGGACGUAUACUGGAUUUAAUGGACAAACAAGUUGCAAAUACUGAACAUUGUAGAAUGCUUGUGCUGGAUGAAGCUGAUAAACUUCUUUCACAAGAUUUUAAAGGAAUGCUUGACCAUGUUAUAUCCAGGUUGCCCCGUGAACGGCAAAUUUUGCUUUUCUCAGCAACUUUUCCACUAAGUGUGAAACAAUUUAUGGAAAAGCAUCUUAAAGAACCAUAUGAGAUCAAUCUUAUGGAAGAACUUACAUUAAAGGGUGUAACCCAAUAUUAUGCUUUUGUACAAGAAAGACAAAAGGUUCAUUGCUUGAACACGCUGUUUUCAAAAUUACAAAUAAAUCAAUCAAUUAUAUUCUGUAAUUCAACUCAACGUGUAGAGUUGCUGGCAAAAAAGAUUACAGAAUUAGGUUAUUGCUGUUACUACAUACAUGCUAAAAUGGCUCAGGCUCAUCGUAACCGAGUGUUCCAUGACUUUCGUUCUGGCUUAUGCCGUAACCUGGUUUGUUCAGAUCUUUUCACACGUGGUAUUGAUGUACAAGCCGUGAAUGUUGUGAUAAAUUUUGAUUUUCCAAAAAUGGCUGAAACAUACUUGCACAGAAUUGGUAGAUCUGGCAGAUUUGGACACUUAGGUAUUGCAAUAAACCUCAUUACAUAUGAGGACCGAUUUGCCUUGCAUCGCAUUGAAUCUGAAUUGGGCACUGAGAUUAAGCCGAUUCCAAAAGUGAUUGACCCAUCUCUCUAUGUUGCCAAAUUGGAAGGAGAUGUACCGAUUGAAGAAAAUGUGAGCCAGUAAAUGUUAAGUGUACAUAUAGUUUAAGAAACAAUUUACAAACAAGUUUUGUGGGUGAAGUGCACACACAAACAUCAAGUGAGAGGUAUCUAUACUUUACACAUGAUAAAAUCAAAUCUUAAACAUAA
Ctenocephalides felis (cat flea) is the source of this 1706-nucleotide messenger RNA. RefSeq names its product putative ATP-dependent RNA helicase me31b. The record is from RefSeq and is a predicted model, not a curated record. The transcript has 7 exons. The coding region runs from base 250 to 1581 and encodes 443 amino acids. Gene Ontology annotation, cellular component: cytoplasmic stress granule; P-body. Gene Ontology annotation, molecular function: RNA helicase activity; mRNA binding; ATP binding. Gene Ontology annotation, biological process: cytoplasmic stress granule assembly; P-body assembly. Lineage: Eukaryota; Metazoa; Arthropoda; Insecta; Siphonaptera; Pulicidae.